CUUGGGAAGACCCGCCCUCCGUGAGGCGGCCCGCCGUAGCGCCUCGCGGGGCGGGGGUCGGCGCCCGGGCGGACGGCGCCGGGGAGCGAGAGGCGGCGGCGGAGCGGCCAUGAAGGCGGGAGCUACUUCCAUGUGGGCUUCCUGCUGUGGAUUGCUGAAUGAAGUGAUGGGGACUGGAGCGGUCCGUGGCCAGCAGGCUGGCUUUGGAGGAGGCGCUGGCCCAUUCCGAUUCGCACCAAACACGGACUUCUCAGCAUACCCUUCCCCAGCUGCUGCAGGCACUAACAUAGUUUGCAAAGCCUGUGGGCUUUCCUUUUCGGUUUUUAGGAAAAAACACGUGUGCUGUGACUGCAAGAAAGAUUUUUGCUCGUUUUGCUCGGUUUCACAAGAGAACCUCAGGAGAUGUUCCACUUGCCACCUGCUGCAAGAAACAGCUUUUCAGCGCCCUCAGUUAAUGAGGUUGAAAGUGAAGGAUCUGCGCCAGUACCUGAUUCUCAGAAACAUACCCACAGAUACUUGCAGAGAGAAGGAAGACUUGGUGGAUCUGGUGCUGUGCCACCACGGCUUAGGUUCGGAGGAGGAGAUGGACGCUAGCAGCUUGCACUCGUCACGGUCACAGACUUCAGGGUUUUUUACUCAUCCAUUUUCUAUGUCUGUAUCGGUGUCAUCUCAAGGAGAACUUGCAGACAGAAGUGGAAGCACAGGAAAUGGAACACCUUUACGGGGGCAAACAGAAACGUCUUCUGUCAAUAAUGAAGAAGAAGAAAGUCCAGAAGAGCAGACCCCUGGACUGUCCAGAAAGCGAGCAAGGGCGUCUCUCUCUGAUAUUUCAAGUCUGGAAGACAUUGAAGGGUUGAGUGUUCGGCAGCUGAAGGAAAUACUUGCCUGUAACUUUGUCAACUACUCAGGAUGCUGUGAAAAAUGGGAACUCGUGGAGAAAGUGAGCAGGCUAUACAGAGAGAGUGAGGAAAACCACAAAACACAGGGCGAGAAGAUGCAGCUGACGGAUGACGACGACAACCUGUGUCGGAUCUGCAUGGACGCCGUCAUCGACUGUGUCCUGCUGGAGUGUGGCCACAUGGUGACGUGCACCAAGUGUGGCAAGAGGAUGAGCGAGUGCCCCAUCUGCCGACAGUACGUUGUCCGGGCCGUGCACGUCUUCAAGUCUUAACCCCAAAGCCCAACGGUGCAGUCACCCAUCCAGGAUUCCUGGGGGCAGGAAUGCUGAACCUUGGGGUGCGCUUCAGCUUUUCAAUAAACACCAUUCUGAAGAUUAAGA
Pezoporus flaviventris is the source of this 1279-nucleotide messenger RNA. RefSeq names its product ring finger protein 34 (gene RNF34). Gene Ontology annotation, biological process: negative regulation of extrinsic apoptotic signaling pathway via death domain receptors; protein K48-linked ubiquitination; proteasome-mediated ubiquitin-dependent protein catabolic process. The transcript is spliced from 6 exons. NCBI's taxonomy places the organism in Eukaryota, Metazoa, Chordata, Aves, Psittaciformes, Psittacidae. Gene Ontology annotation, cellular component: plasma membrane; cytoplasm. The record is from RefSeq and is a predicted model, not a curated record. Gene Ontology annotation, molecular function: ubiquitin protein ligase activity. Bases 110 to 1171 code for a protein of 353 amino acids.